Messenger RNA from Penicillium odoratum, 1626 nucleotides. Its product is annotated as snoRNA-binding rRNA-processing protein UTP15. Gene Ontology annotation, cellular component: nucleolus. The record is from RefSeq and is a predicted model, not a curated record. The transcript has a single exon. Bases 1 to 1626 code for a protein of 541 amino acids. Gene Ontology annotation, molecular function: protein binding. Gene Ontology annotation, biological process: positive regulation of transcription by RNA polymerase I; rRNA processing. Lineage: Eukaryota; Fungi; Ascomycota; Eurotiomycetes; Eurotiales; Aspergillaceae.
AUGGCGGCUCCCGUCUUGCCUUUGCAGCAGGUGAAGCUCGCCUCGCUACCAUCCACCCGCCUAACACCAGAGCAACAAUACUGGCGCACCUUCAAGAACCCUCUCCUCAUUCCGUCGCCUGCCAAUGGCCCUAUCAGUCUCAUCACUCAGCCCUCUGCUCCAUCGUCUUCUGCAGUCUUCUCUUCCCUGUCACAGCCACCGGACAUCUUCACCGUGACCACCGGUGCCCGAGUUCAGAUCUACUCGAUUCACACUCGCAAACUGCUGCGAACCAUCACUCGCUUCGAUGAUACAGUACGCGGUACAGAUGUGCGACCCGAUGGCCGUGUAUUGGUGACCGGUGACGAUACAGGCACGGUCCAGGUAUUCGAUGUCAAAUCCCGCGCCAUUUUGAAGACAUGGAGAGACCACAAGCAGCCUGUUUGGGUGAGCAAGUUCUCGCCUAGCGACGCUACGACCCUUUUCACCUGCAGUGACGACCGGACAGUGCGCUUGUGGGAUCUGCCUGCCGAGACCAGCCAGCGAACCUUUGUCGGACACACCGAUUACGUGCGCAGUGGUGCCUUCAUGCCCGGCGCAAUGGCCUCAUCUGGAUUGCUGGUGUCUGGUUCCUAUGAUCGCACAGUUCGCAUCUGGGAUCCUCGUGUGCAGAGGCGUGCGGCUAUGACCUUUAAGAUGGCCGCCCCUAUUGAGACUGUUCUGCCCAUGCCGGCGGGCACUACCGUUCUGGCUGCUGCUGAUAACAAGAUUGCGGUGCUGGAUAUCGUGGCUGGUAAGCCAUUGCACAUGAUCCAAAAUCACCAGAAGACAGUCACCUCGCUUGCAUUGGCGUCCAACGGGGAGCGUCUUAUCAGUGGUGCUUUGGAUGGACACCUUAAGGUCUUUGAGACGACUGGCUGGAACGCUGUCUCCGGUUCUAAAUACCCAUCCCCCAUCUUAUCUCUGCGCGUUAUCACCUCCGGUCUGGCUUACGAGGACAAGCACAUCGCUGUCGGUAUGCAGUCGGGUCUCCUUUCUGUCAAGACCCGGCUAUCUGGUCAACAAAAGGUCAAGGAUCGUGAGCGCCAGAAGGAGAUGCAGGCCCUGCUCGAGGGUAAGUUAGAGGAACACGAUCGCCAAGUGGCAAAGAAGAAGAAGCUUCAGGGCUCAGGCUGGGAGAAGCGGCUGCGUGGCCGUGAUUUCAUUGGAGAAGGCGUCGAAAUUGUGAUCGAGGGCCAGGACAGCAAGAAGAGGAAGCGGGAACAGACCUGGGAGCUUGAUUUGCGCAAGGGCCGAUACGCCGCUGCCUUGGAUCAAGUCCUCAGUGGCCCCGAAAAGACAGCACAACUCACUUUAUUCACUGCACUGCGCCACCGUUCGGCUUUACGCGCUGCGCUCAAAGACCGUGACGAGGUCUCACUUCAGCCAGUCUUGUCAUGGGUUUACAAGCACAUUCGUGAGCCUCGCCUUGUCGAUCUCUGUGUUGAAGUUGCCAUGAACUUGCUGGAUAUCUACUCGGCUAACCUUGGCCAGUCAGCCCAGGUUGAUAAAUUGGUGGACCGGUUGCACUACCGCGUGCGUGAUGAGGUUGAGAUGGCGCAGAACGCAUAUCAGCUAAAGGGUGCCCUGGACAUGUUGAAGGCAUGA